Molecule: messenger RNA, 789 nt
Organism: Brassica napus (rape)
Lineage: Eukaryota; Viridiplantae; Streptophyta; Magnoliopsida; Brassicales; Brassicaceae
Exons: 1
Coding region: 1-789 (262 amino acids)
Source: RefSeq, a predicted model, not a curated record
AUGGGUCGUUUGAUUGAGGUGAUUGGCGAAAGAGGAACCCAUAAACUUGGUAUUGCAAGGAAUGCGAUAAUUGCUGACGUUAUAGUAGAACAACAAUGGAGAUUCCGGAAGACAAGAGAUAUAAGCAUUGAACAAGUACUCACACGAGUGAAGGAGUUCCCAGUGGCUCUGGUGCAAAAUGUAGCUGAUAUAGUGAAAUGGAAAAGCGGAGAGGAGGAGUUCCAGAAGUCUCUCUCUGUAUAUAACACUUGGAACAUGAUCCAUACACGUUAUGAAACAGUGUCUUGGUCUAAUGUAAUCUGGUUUAAGCAAGGAGUGCCUCGAUGUGCUUUUAUCACUUGGUUAGCCAUAAAAGAUAGGCUCUCUACAUGGACUAGAAUGAGAGAUUGGGGGAUAGUACAUGGGUUUCCUCUUUGUGGCGAACCAGAGGAAUCACGUGACCAGUUGUUCUUUGCAUGCCCCUAUACCUAUGAAAUCUGGUUGCAAGUCAUUGGUUCUUUGCUACGUCCUGCUCCUUCACCGGACUGGGCAGAGAUUCUGGCUCGAAUUCUCAGUGUAGCAUAUGACAUACAUGCUUUUAUUCUUCUGGGGUUAGCUGUGCAAGUCACAGUCUAUUAUAUAUGGCGAGAGAUAAAUGAGAGGAGACAAGCACAGAGAAGUAGACCAGUGAUCCAACUUGAGAAAAUAAUUGAAAAGACAAUCAUGCAAAGGCUUCGGUCUACUAAAUAUUAUGAGAAGAAAGGGCUGGAGGGUUUGAUGCAGCGAUGGUUCCUGGCUCCUAUUGAGUAA